This is a messenger RNA of Vombatus ursinus (common wombat), 6689 nucleotides long. Its product is annotated as TOG array regulator of axonemal microtubules protein 1-like. Gene Ontology annotation, biological process: microtubule cytoskeleton organization. Gene Ontology annotation, molecular function: microtubule binding. NCBI's taxonomy places the organism in Eukaryota, Metazoa, Chordata, Mammalia, Diprotodontia, Vombatidae. The record is from RefSeq and is a predicted model, not a curated record. The transcript has 21 exons. The coding region runs from base 280 to 5766 and encodes 1828 amino acids. Gene Ontology annotation, cellular component: cilium; cytoplasmic microtubule.
GCCAUUUUGUUGAGGGCUGCCUCUUAUAGCCGGGGGCGGCUUGGAGCGCUCCGCUCCUGUGGGGCCGUGGCGCCAGCGGCAGAAGAAGAAGAGGAGGAGGAGGAGGAAGGGGAGAAGGAAGAAGAGAAGGAGGGAGUCUUUCUCGGCCCCGGCUUCGGCAGCUGCUUUUCCCCUUCUAUAGCUCGGGAGCCUGGAGAAAAAAAAGGGAGGGGAGGGCUCCGCCGGGCCCCGAGGAGACUGCGAUGGUUCCCCGCUGCCGCAGCUUCCUGACGCCCCUCCAUGGCGUCCGCGCCCCCGGUGCUUCUGCCGCAGGCCCCGUUCCUAGCCCCCAGCGCCUAUCGGCCCCGGAGCUGCUGCCGCCUUUCCACCCCAGAGACUGAUGAAGACCGACCUCGGCGGACGAUGAGAGAGGAAAAAAGCUACUGCUGCCGGGGAACCGCCGGCGACCAGGGCUCGUGCCCCGCGGCCCCGCCGGCGCUAUCUCCCACCACGACCGCGCUCUUUCUCCCGGCGGAGGACGCUGUCACGAGUGGCUGGUCCAGGGCCGGAGGGAGCCUGCCGGGAGGGGAGGAAGAGGAGAGCCGGCUCCUGCAGCUCCUCCGCACGGCGGCGGAGCCGUCCGAGGCCUUCCAGGCUCUGCAGGCUGCCUUGCCCCGGCGCGGCGGGCGCCUCGGUUUUCCAAGACGAAAGGAAGCGCUCUACCGGGCCCUGGGCCGGGUGCUGGUGGAGGGGGCCCUGGAAGAGAAGCGACUUUGCUUGCAACUUCUCUCCGACGUGCUCCGGGGUCAGGGGGACGCGGGCCAGUUGGAAGAGGCCUUCAGCCUGGCUCUUCUGCCGCAGCUCGUGGUCUCUUUGCGAGAGGAGAACCCGGCCUUGAGGAAGGACGCACUGCAGGUCCUGCACCAGUGUUUGAAGCGGAGCCCCAUGCAGGUGCUGCAGGUGCUCAUUCAGCGAGGCCUGGAGAGCGCCGAUGCCCGGCUCCGGGCUUCCACUGCGCUCCUGCUCCCCAUUUUGCUCACUCCCCCGGAUCUGUUGUUCGGCCUGGAUCUCACCGAGAUCACGCUGUCCCUGGCCCGCAAGCUUGGGGAACAGGAGGAAGAAGAAGAGGCUGAGAUAGCUUUUUCUGCACUGCAGCAGAUAGGGGAGCGCCUGGGCCAAGACCGGUUUCAGUCUUACAUCUCUCGCCUGCCCUCAGCCCUGAGGAGACACUACAAUCGUCGUAUAGAGUCCCAGUUUGGGGCUCAGGUUCCUCAUUAUUUGGACCUGGAAACCUCAGAGUUUCCUGAAGAUCCCCUCCCCUGCCCGGCAACACCUUCCAGUAGCCACCUCAAGUUUGGUGUUGUUCCCCAGGAGCUGCAUUCCCGGUUGCUAGAUCAGGAGGACUAUAAGAGUCGGACUCAAGCUGUGGAGGAACUCAAGCAGGUGCUGGGAAGGUUUAGCCCUGUCUCCACUCCUCACUCUAGUCUUGUAGGUUUCAUUAGCUUAUUGUAUAACUUGUUAGAUGAUUCUAACUUCAAAGUGGUUCACGGCACACUUCAGGUACUGCACCUGUUGGUGACCCGCCUUGGGGAACAGGUACAACAAUUCUUGGGACCAAUCAUUGCUGCCACAGUCAAAGUACUAGCAGACAACAAGUUGGUGAUCAAGCAAGAAUACAUGAAAAUUUUCCUUAAGCUGAUGAAGGAAGUAGGACCUCAGCAGGUGCUGUGUUUGUUGCUGGAACAUCUCAAACAUAAGCAUUCCAGAGUGAGAGAAGAGGUGGUGAAUAUAAGCAUUUGCUCCUUGCUGACCUAUCCAAGUGAGGAUUUUGACUUGCCCAAACUGGCUUUUGGUCUUGCCCCAGCUCUAGUUGAUAGUAAGCGUAGGGUACGCCAAGCUGCUCUGGAGGCCUUUGCUGUGUUGGCAUCUUCAAUGGGCACAGGUAAAACCAGUGUACUUUUCAGAGCUGUUGAUGCUGUUGAACUUCAAGAUAAUGGAGAUGGAGUGAUGAAUGCUGUGCAAGCCAGAUUAGCUAGGAAAACUCUUCCAAAGCUAACAGAAGAGGGAUUUGUGGAGUAUGCCAUACUCAUGCCAUCUUCUGCCCAGGGCAGAUCAACCCAGUUGCCCCAUGGAGCGGAUACAGACUGGCUUCUGGCAGGUAACAGAACUCAAAGCGCACACUGUCAUUGUGGUGACCAUUCAAGGGAUAGUAUACAGAUGUAUGGCUCUUAUAGUCCAUCUGCUGAUCAGACUAUCUGUACUCGAAGGGUGUUAAGUGCAGGAAAAGGAAAAAAUAAAUUACCUUGGGAAAAUGACCAACCUGGAGGCGUGGGAGAAAACCGGACAUCCUAUUCAAAGGAAAUAGAGCAGUUCUCUGCAUAUGAUUUCAUCCCAGCUCCAAAAUUAAGGCCCUCUCAAGGAAUGCCAGUCAGUGAUGAUUUAUGUUUUAGCAGAAAAAGAGUGUCAAGAAAUUUAUUUCAGAAUAGCUUGGAUUUUAACCCAGAGCUGCCUCAUGUAUAUGCUGGUACCAUUGGGUCUCAGCAAACAAACAUUUCAGGGAAAUGCGGACAGCUAGGCUUUUCACAGAUGAGUGGAAAAAGUGGCAGUGUGGAUUCUGAUUUGCAAUUUUUAGGAGCAAAUAAUAGCCGUCAGGAUAAAGUGUGUGCAAGCCUAAAUUUUGGCAGUAAAACUCAACAAACAUUUGGUAGUCCUGCAGAGCAUACUUUAUCAUAUCCUAGUCCCAAUACAAGCCAGGGAGCUCUCAUCCUUCCAUCCUAUCCACUCUCCUCACCUCGAACCAGUCCAAAACACACAUCUCCUCUUAAUGGAUCUCCAAAGAAGUCUCAAGAUAAUUCUAUUAACUUCUCAAAUUCCUGGCCUCUUAAGAGUUUUGAAGGGCUCCCAAAGCCAAGUCCACAGAAAAAGCUCUUCAGUCAAAAAUCAGUGGAUGCUUCAGGAGAAAAUUCACAAGAAAAACCUUCUCCAAUACAACUUAAACCUGCAUUAGUGAGAUCACCAUCUUCCCGGAGAGGCCUAAAUGGAACAAAACCAGUUCCGCCAAUUCCACGGGGGAUAAGCCUAUUGCCCGAUAAAGCAGAUUUUAUCACUGUGGAAUAUGAAAAAAAAGAUCAUAUUUGGAGGAAUGGAAAAGAUAAUCUUGCAGUUGAUCUUUCUGAAUUAAAUGUCAGAGAUAAAGAAUCAGAUCAGGAAGAGAUGCAGAGCUCUCUUAGAUCUCUUCGUAAUAGUGCAGCUAAGAAAAGGGCGAAGCUGAGUGGCAGUACUUCUGACCUUGAAAGCCCAGAUUCUGCAAUUAAGCUCGACUUGAAUAUGGACUCCCCAUCCCGGUCGUCAUCUCCAAACGUCAGCUCAUACAGUGAAAGUGGAGUUUACAGCCAAGAGUCUUUGACUUCUUCUCUGUCAACAACUCCCCAGGGAAAGAGAAUAAUGGCAGACAUAUUUCCCACAUUUGGAUCCAAACCUUAUUCAACAAGACUCUCCUCUGCAAAAAAUAAGAAUUCUCAUGUAGUGGAACAGAGCUCCAAUUCAGGAAUUACAUCGAAUGUGAGCAUAAUUGGCCAGCGCAUGAACUAUGGGUAUGGUUGUGGUGAUUUUGAAGAUGACAGGUCACGAGAUGUUUCACCUACUGUUUUUAAAAUCCAAAAUAAAGAACACCUGAAGCAUUAUAAACAUGCAAAAGGAUUUACAGGGUCAUCAAAUUUACAGCAAAUUUCCAAUUUUGACUUCACUUCAACAAAUGCCUUAUCAGAAGACUCAGUAGUAGUUGUUGGAAAAGGUGUUUUUGGAAUCUCAAGUUCAGUUCCAGUUACAAGCAACCAAUCAGUGAUACCUCCUGUGGAAAAUGGGGAUACAUUCUCUAUUAAACCAAGCAUUGAGCCACCAUCAGGGAUUUAUGGAAGAGCAGUCCAACAGAACAGUCUACCAUAUCUGGAUGUUGAGAAUGAAAAAGAUAUUAAAGCUUCUGUUUCAAAAUCCACUUAUGACAAGAUGAGACAGAAGAGAAAGGAAGAAAAAGAGAUAAGUCAUAAAAAACUUUUUGAAGUCAAAGAUCAUGAGAAAAAGGAACUUAAUUCCAGAGAACAAAUUAAGCAUACUGAAGCUGAGAGAACGGCAACAGAAAGUGAAGUGUCUCCUGGGGCCAGACCACAAUACAAAGAAAGAAUCCCAUCUGUCACACAUAGUCCAGAAAUAAUGGAUCCAUCUGAACUGAGGCCUUUUUCCAAACCAGAAGUAGCACUUACAGAAGCCUUAAGACUGUUAGCUGACGAUGAUUGGGAAAAAAAAAUUGAAGGAUUGAAUUUUAUACGAUGUUUAUCUGCUUUUCAUUCUGAUGUCUUGACUGUAAAGUUGCAUGAAACAAGUUUUGCUGUUGUUCAAGAGGUGAAGAAUUUACGCUCUGGAGUUUCUCGUGCUGCUGUGGUCUGUUUAGGUGAUCUCUUUACUCAUCUGAAAAAGAAUAUGGAUCAAGAAAUAGAUAACACAGUAAAAGUUCUGUUGCAUAAAGCUGGUGAAUCAAACACAUUUAUAAGAGAAGAUGUAGACAAAGCAUUGAAGGCCAUGGUUAAUAAUGUAACUCCAGCACGUGCAAUUAGUUCUCUAAUAAAUGGAGGACAAAGUCAUUUACACAUUGCUGUACGAAGAUGUACAGCCCAGCACUUGUCUGAUGUGGUGGAGCAAAUCGAACCAGAACGAAUUUUGUCAGGAACAAAAGACCUGGCCGACCGGAUAUUGCCAGCUGCUGCUAAGUUUGCACAAGACAGCUCACAAGAAACUAGGUAUUACGGUCGAAAGAUGCUGUUCCUCAUGAUGUCCCAUCCUAACUUUGACAAAAUGCUUGAAAAAUACAUCCCAUGUAAAGAUUUGCUUUAUAUUAAAGAAUCUGUUAAAAACUUACGUCAAAAGGGAUUAGGAGAGAUACCAUUAGAUACUCCAUCAGCCAAAGGAAGGCGUUCUCAUGCUGGCAGUAUUGGAAGUACAAGGUCAUCCUCUGUUUCUAGAGAUGUUCUCAAUUCAACUGAAAGGGAGACUAUAGACAUACGUGAAAUAAGAAAAACCAUUCCCCGCAAUUCUUCAGAAAGUGCUGAAUAUAUUAAAGUUAUAACAGGUUUAUUGAAUGCAAAAGACUUCCGAGAUCGAAUUAAUGGAAUCAAGCAACUUUUAUCAGACACUGAAAACAAUCAGGAACUUGUUGUUGGAAACAUUGUAAAGAUCUUUGAUGCUUUUAAAUCUCGGCUACAUGACUCAAAUAGUAAAGUAAAUCUAAUAGCUCUGGAAACAAUGCAUAAAAUGAUUCCUUUGCUCAGAGAUAACUUAUCACCUGUAAUCAACAUGCUCAUUCCUGCAAUAGUGGAUAACAAUCUAAAUUCCAAGAAUCCAGGAAUUUACGCUGCUGCCACAAAUGUUAUUCAUGCUCUGAGUCAGCAUAUUGACAAUUACCUACUUCUACAAACUUUCUGUACAAAAGCACAGUUUUUAAAUGGAAAAGCAAAACAGGAUAUGACUGAAAAGCUUGCUGAUCUUGUUAUGGAUCUCUAUCAAAGGAAACCUCACGCAGUAGAACAGAAGGUGGUGGCUGUCCUCUGGCACCUCUUAGGCAACAUGACGAACAGUGGCUUCCUACCUGGAGCUGGAGGGAAUAUCCGAACAGCCACAGCUAAAUUAUCAAAAGCACUUUUUGCACAAAUGGGUCACAGUCUACUAAACCAGGCUGCAUCUCAGUCACCACAGAUUAAAAAGACUUUAGAAGAAUUGCUUGAAAUGACAACUUAAAAUGAAUUAUGUAUGUUACUCCGUUAAUAUGUAAUGCAAUAAGAUAGGCUAAAAAUACCUGUUUACAUGAAGACAGAUGGAGCCUUUUUAAAAGUUAUAUUGUCACAGUACCUACCCUUUUCAUUUAGAAACUAUCUAGAAUGGCAGCUUUUGACAGCUUGCAAAGCACACCUCUGUUUCAUACUAGCACUACUACUCAUGAUCAAACCUCUAACACACAUGAAACAGUCAGUAUAACACUCACAAAUUCUAUUUGAGAACACAUGGAAUGAAUCCAUCUUUAACAUUUAUGAGGAAAGUCCUGCUCAUUUGCACUCCUCUGUAGAAACUGCAGUAUGUUGCCCUAUAUGUACAAUUAGAUUUGUAAUUAAAAAUAUACUUUUUAUUAUGUAAUCAUGUUCUGAUAUGUCUUAUUACUUAGCCUUAUUUUACAAAAGUGGAAAAGAAGUCAUUGAAAUAUAUGUACCACAAAGAGGGAUUUGUUUGCUACUUGUAAAAAAAAACAUGUAUUUCUUAAAUCAGUCCACCAAUAUGAUUGUGCAGUAUUAGCUUGCUAUUGCUGAUAUCUUGAUGUAAUAUAUUUGAUUAACUAUUGGGCAUUAUCAUCUAUGUAACUGUAAGAUUUAAAUAACUUAUAAUAAAGCAUGAUGACAAAUUUUUAGGAAACAGAUUUUCAAAUAUUUCAAAGUACACGUUUAUUUAAGAAAACGUGUUAAAUAUAACUUCCCUAUCUUUGUGUGAAAACACUAAAUUUUCUCUCUGCCCAACAUUUAUAAAGGUAUUAUAUCUCUGCCCAGUUGUAUAAUCUUCAACAAUAGUGCCAGGUAUUCUAUAGAUUUUCUCAAGGUUAUCCAGAUACAAGUACUGUACUACAUUUUAAAAAGGAAAAGGAAUGUUAUAAAAUAAAGGGAUUUAUUUCUGUA